CUGAUCCUGGCUAGAGUAGGAAAUGGGGGUCGUAUUUGUGAUGAAUUGGGUCAGAAGUCAGACGACGCCAGGUUAUAACCCAACAUGCAGACCCGCCCCGCAAUGCACACACCCAACACACUUUCCUAACCCUCUCUCUCCAACACAUGCAUACACAUGUGUGUGCACAUGCACACAGCAUCACACACGGACACAGACCACCUGCACCCACACCAUUUCCUCACUUGCUUUCACUCUGUCACAGGCACUAAUCCUUUCAGCCAACCAUUUCUUCAUUUUCCUGAACCUGAGGACUUAGUUGUUGUCAACUCUGUGCAGCUUGAGCUAACUCUGCAGGCCCAGAGUAAAGUAACUCUGCAGGCCCAGAGUAAAGUAACGCUGCAGGCCCAGAGUAAAGUAACGCUGCAGGCCCAGAGUAAAAUAACUCUGCAGGCCCGGAGUAAAGUAACUCUGCAGGCCCAGAGUAAAGUAACUCUGCAGGCCCAGAGUAAAAUAACUCUACAGGCCCAGAGUAAAGUAACUCUGCAGGCCCGGAGUAAAGUAACUCUGCAGGCCCAGAGUAAAGUAACUCUGCAGGUCCGAAGUAAAAUAACUCUGCAGGUCCGGAGUAAAAUAACCCUGCAGGCCCGGAGUAAAGUAACUCUGCAGGUCCGGAGUAAAGUAACUCUACAGGCCCAGAGUAAAAUAACUCUGCAGGCCCGGAGUAAAGUAACUCUGCAGGCCCGGAGUAAAGUAACUCUGCAGGCCCGAAAUACAAGUGUAAACAUGAGCCGCAAAGUGCUUGCCUCCAGCCUCUGUAACAUGUCAAUUAAAUCUUAGGAAACCUGUUUUUCUCUCCCCGCCUCCUUCUUCCCCCCCUCCCUCU
Messenger RNA from Chiloscyllium plagiosum (whitespotted bambooshark), 865 nucleotides. NCBI's taxonomy places the organism in Eukaryota, Metazoa, Chordata, Chondrichthyes, Orectolobiformes, Hemiscylliidae. The record is from RefSeq and is a predicted model, not a curated record.